UUCCUCUGUUGUUUCACGGGAUUUUGAUUAUCAUUGCUUUUUGGCGCCCCUCCACCACCUAUCACUUCUUCUAUCUCUGAAAAUUUAGGAAAAGCUGAUCCUACAACACUCGCAGGCUUAUCUUACAGGGUAAAGUUCAUUGUCAACUCUGUUUCAGGUAGAGCUGUUUGUUUUGUGGACUGGAUCCUUGGCGGAGCCCAACAAGUUACAGGACAGCAUAUCUACUACGACUAAUACGGACCGAAAGAGAGGCUUCCACCGCACAGUCUAUCCAGAUUUUGCAAACCAGGCAAGCUCCUCAAACUGAAAAUGGGAAGAGGGAACAGCGGUGACUUGCAAUCCCUCGGCUGGAACGCUCAUCGCCACCUUUCGAGUCCGAUUGCUCAACCAAGGUAUCGUUUUCAAGCCGUCGAGAAAUGCAAGAAGUCACUCGAGGGCAGCGUGGUCCAAGAAAUUCCCAACGCCAGGGAACCCUUCAAACAGAUCAUGGCCGAAAUGGUCUUGCUAUGCACAGAAGCGAUCAAACGCAGCCGGUCGGGAAGAACCGCAUCGAAGCCUCUCUCUCUGGAAUAUAUUGCUGAUCGGCUGGAUGUGGAUGAUCCUUGCUUUGGGUACGUCGUUCGGAGUGAGGAAGGGCACCUCCAGGGCUUCAUAACCGUGACAACCUUUACCAAUUGGCAGAAGACCUUCAGUUGGGACUCGCUACAGGAAAUGUCCUUUUACUACGAUGGUGACCUUGAUAAUGAUGUUGAUACCAGAAAUGAUGCCAACAACCACAAGGAACAAGGGGGCGGAAGCGAUGGCGAAGGGAAAGGAAAGCAAUCUGCAACAAUAACACCCGUGAGGGGGACAACAGAAAAUAAUAACAUAGGCAGUCAAAAUACGAGCAAUGCUGCGAAGAAAAAGGGUACGCCUCGAACGCCUCUUCUGCGCGGGAAAACCUCGAACAAACGAGGUCGGCGACCACAGAGACCGAAACGAAUUAUUGACGAGGACGGAAGUUUAGCAAAAGAACUCGAGAAUACAGUCCGAUUGGGAGAUCCGUACAAUGAAGGCAUCGUGUGGCCUCGUAUUGCUGAAAUAUCGCUGGUACGUAGAGUUCCAUGUGUGGCGUGAGUUACGAUUCAGAGUGGACUAUCGCAUAAUUUUUUCCCGACUUAAGGUAGUCACUUGUCCCUUGAGUUAUCACUAUUUUUGAUUGUAGAGAGGAUUGGACUCAGAUCUAUCGAACAGAUUACAACGCUAUGACUGGUAGCUGCCAUUUGCUUUCAUUUUCUUUUCGAAUCAACUAACCUACCUUUCUUUGUGUCAUUUUACAGUUGGGGGCUCUUGGCUGCGGUAGAGUUCUAGUGCAAUUAAUUAUUGAACAACUUGAAUUUCAACGGGCGACGGGUUCCGCAAACUACGAUUACAUCGCAUUGCAGGCAACAGACAAUUCAAUCCCCUUCUACGAAUCGCUAGGUUUUGUAAGAGUUGGAGCAGUAUGCUAUGAUACCAAACAAGAGCAGGAUGGGGAUACAGGCGAUGGACGGGCCGACGGGGAAACCUCGUCGGAGAAAACGACAACAGGAUUGGUGAUGCCAAAGUCAAUAGUUUCUAGUCCAAAUUUUGUUCACGAGGUAGUCAAACCAGGGGAAUCACCAAACGAAUUAUCCAAACGAUUCAAGGUCUGUGUUUGGGACAUCAUAUUUUUGAACAAGGAUAUUUAUCCAGAACUGAGACCUACCAGCCGACUUAUCAAGGGCACGCAGUUGUACGUCCCGAAGAGACAGGAAGAAAAGCCUUUAUCAGCAUCCCCAGUAGUCAACGAUCUGGCUAGCACCUGUUCUACGCCAGGUCCCGAAACACCAACGAAGUGGUUUGUUGCGAAGGAAAACGAUACACCACGCAAAAUUGCGAAACAAUUCGGAGUUGCAUGCAACAAACUUGUAGCCGGAAAUCGACGUCGACUGCCAGAAUUGCAGGCCACAAGCCGACUAAGGGCGGGGACGAAAGUCAAAGUUUCAAACCUUGACCAACAGGACAAAAUUUGCGAGCCAUAUUGUCAUUGGUCUUUUCCAGAGGAUACAGCUGUUGAGGGUGGAGAUCCUAGUUACAUGAUGGUUUACAAAUUAAAUCGCAAGACAGCUCGUAGCCCUCGAACGGUCAGAGAUUCCUUAGCUGUCCCUGUGAGCAAAUACAGUCCUCCCAAGCUGCUAUUUCCGGCACCGCCAAAACAGGUUACUGCAUCUGGGUCCGGAGCUGAAGCUCCUGCUCCAGAACCUCAAAUCAGGUCACUUCGUCUACGAAGCUCACAAAGCUCUAAGGAGCGAAGCAUCGAGUUGAAAUUCCCAAAGCAACCUAAACGGCCUGAAGAGCUUAAAAAGAAACCACCUGAAGACGGAAAACAGAUAUACUGGGACCACCAAAAAGAGUUACACCCGGAGCUCAACAAAUCUACUCCCGAAAAUGAGAAGACCAUAAAAGAUAGAUGGAGUAGAUUGGGAAAUCAUAAGAAGGAACGAUAUCACGGGGUUGCUGCCGAGGCAAGCAAAAUUUACAAAAAGAUCGAACAAGAAUACAAGGGGAGACUGUCGGUUUGGAAGAAGGAAUGUGAUAAAAUCAGAGAAGACCACGAGCUAGAGUUACAGCGAAAAGAGGCCGAGGCUGCGGCUUCUAGAGACAAAGAAAACUCUAUGUUCAAUAAAGUCGUCAAGCUUCGUGAUGAUGCACUAGACGGUAAAGACUACAAAUAUUGGUUUGUCCUUACCUUCAUUCCAGACUUAAAAUGGUGCCAUCUGGCUCCAAUGGUUCAAGAGGGGCAUUUUGGACCAGAUCGAAAGCGUUCUCAUGGAAGACCYCGCUACCGUUUGGUUGACGAAAAGCUAGGUAAAGAGCUGGAUAUAAGCAGUUGCUUUUGUAUCCCAGUUAAAUCCAAGGCCUUAAAACGUACAGUAGAUGCUGACAAGGAAGAAUGGGAUAUCAUUGAUGGACCUGUUGAAUUAGUGAAAGACGAUGCGGUGACAGACACCAUCUCAACGCUUUCAGAGAGUGCAUGUGCCAUCGGUUCGACUCGAAAGAGACUGAGCAAGCAACCUAAAUUUCGAGCUCGAACUCCUGUGAAGCCCCUAAACGGAAAAAUAGUGAUCGGAGGUUCUGCAAGACAUACUCAAGAUCCUUUGAAACGAACCCGUGCCAGUCCUGCGUCGGGUCGUAAAAGACGGCUCGAAGAAAUUCUGGCGGAGAAAUCUUCAGGAAGCAAGAUGACUUCCCCUACACGUGAACGAAAACGGCGCCGCUGUAUGCGGUGCAUUGAAAACGGUGGGUCGCCAUCCCAGGCGGUUGAGUGUCUCGGCGCAAAGGGGCGUUUUGGGCGGGAUGCAUGCGAGUAUUUUGAUGCUAAUGGGACAAGGAAAACAUCAUCCGGGAUGAUGGAGCUAACGAAUACGGAAAAUAGUGACGAUGAAAGGAGGAUAAGAACCAACGUUGUUGCACAUUUGGAGAAGAUCGAAGUCACGCUCGCGCCAUCUCCGCCUCGAAGACCGAACCGCCGUCCCGAUGCAUCUGGAUCAAAACCAUCUUCACCGAUGCGCCCCGCGUGGUCUUCACCAAGAAGGGACAGCGCCACUGAAAACAAAAACGGACCUCUCGAGGAAAAGAAAGACGACAUAGAAUCACGCGGGAACAUUCAAUGAAAGUCUCGUCGCCACGUCUGAUGCAUUCAACUCACGCAACAAAAAUGCCGCCUAGUUGUGAUGCAAAUGAUCACCUGAAUUGAAAUGUUCGCUCAAUUGAUUCGAAAUAAUUGCAAAUUGAGUUUCUUUGGCAUAUCUGAUGCAUUUUAAACCAAUUGGACCGCAAAUCUUACUGAAUGAUUUAAAUUGAAAAUAAUGGUUCGGGAAAAGUGAUUGAGGAUACGAAAUCGACUGCAACAACAUGGUUUGUCCUUUUAAAUGCUACAAGAUUAGGUUAGAAUUAAAUAAAGUAGAUACA
Molecule: messenger RNA, 3972 nt
Organism: Pseudo-nitzschia multistriata
Lineage: Eukaryota; Bacillariophyta; Bacillariophyceae; Bacillariales; Bacillariaceae
Source: the annotation of a GenBank genome assembly